AUGUCUCCUUCCAAAACUUGUAAAAUGGAGCCUUGGAAGCUCACAGCAUUUGAAGCUUUUGCUCAGAUCCAAGCCGACAAGCUCUCAGUCCAAGAGUAUGCGAAAUCACUUCUUGAGAGAAUCGACGAACGAGAUAAAGAUGUCCAAGCGUGGGCGUAUCUAAACGAAGAGAUCAUAAUGAAGCAAGCCAAGAGCCUAGACGAGGUCCCCAAGAAGAAUAGAGGGCCUCUUCACGGUAUUCCAAUCGCUGUAAAGGAUGUCAUCUACACCAAGGACAUGCCAACUCAGUUCAACUCGCCGUUAUACGAUGGGCACUUCCCCGAAACAGACGCUGCUUCUGUUCGAAUCCUUCGUCAUGCUGGUGCCCUCAUCUUCGGUAUUGACUCUUUCGUCAUUUUCGCUGCUAUUCACAUUGGCCCCAAGACUCACAACCCUCAUGAUCUUAUUCGAACUCCUGGAGGUUCCUCCAGUGGCUCUGGGGCAGCCGUGGCUGACUUUCAAGUCCCUAUAGCACUUGGAACACAAACAGGUGGCUCUUUGAUACGCCCAGCGUCCUUCAAUGGUAUCUAUGGGUUCAAGCCAACGUGGAACGCCGUCUCUCGUGAGGGUCAGAAGAUCUAUGCCCUGAUGUACGACACUCUUGGGUGGUAUGGGCGCUGUAUCGAGGACAUCAUACUUCUAGCCGAUGUCUUUGCUCUCGAAGAUGACGAAGAUGAAGAGCCCAGCUUCCAGGGAAUCGAAGGCGCACGCUUCGCUAUUUGCAAAACCAUUGUCUGGCCGAUGGCUGGGCCUGGUACGCAAGAAGCAAUUUCGCGAGCUGCAGAUUUACUGAGAUCCCACGGUGCCAUCGUAGAAGAGCUUGAUCUCCCCUCUGACUUCAAUAAUCUACCAGAAUGGUAUCGAAUUGGUCUUCACACCGAAGGCCGGGCCACGUUCCUACCCGAGUACCGCGUUGGAAAGAACCAUAUGGGCCAAGUGUUGAUUGAGCACGUUGAAAACGCCGAUAACUUCAGUCGCAAGACGCAGCUGAAGGCUCUCGACAACAUGGCUCGUUUAAGGCCAGUCUUUGAUGAGAUCGCUUCACAGUAUGCGGCUAUUAUCACCCCGAGUGUUCCUGAUGAGGCCCCCGUUGGCAUCGAGAGCACAGGAAGUCACAUCUUUUGCUCUAUGUGGAGUGGUCUGCAUACCCCUGUACUCAACGUUCCGGGCUUCAAGGGAGAACACGACAUGCCGGUUGGCUUGUCCCUGGUAGCACCUCGAUACCGCGACCGCCAUCUCCUCGAGGUCGGCAAAGUCGUCGGUGAGAUAUUCGAGGCUGAAGGAGGUUGGGAGACGAAACUACCGUAA
Molecule: messenger RNA, 1347 nt
Organism: Fusarium venenatum
Lineage: Eukaryota; Fungi; Ascomycota; Sordariomycetes; Hypocreales; Nectriaceae
Source: RefSeq, a predicted model, not a curated record